UGCAGCAGAGCAGACCUGACCGUAGCUCGGCCCCACACACAGUCCGUUUGUCUGCCUGUCUGUGUGCCUGUCUGUCAGUCUCUCUGUCUGUCUGCACGGACAUUAGACGCUCAGUGAUCUCGCACACACGGCCAUGAGCUCGGUGUUUUUGCUCCUCGUGCAUCCAGAGAGCAUCUGCAGCUGAAAUCUGUGAGGUCGGUCCUGGGAGCGGAGGAGGAGCAGCACUGCAGCAGACAUGCCGGGCCUGCUGUACAUCACACUGACUGCCCUGCUGGCCUGCUUCGAUGCCUUCAGAGUGGGUUCAUCCCAGAGGGUCAUCCCCCUCAGCGCCCCCGGGGCUCGUCUUUUCCAGGAUGAAGGCCCAGCCCAGGCACACUUCGUCCAGGAAUUAAUCAGAACCAAACGCUACUCAGUCCCAGAGUUAGUGCGGGUCCAGCCUCAUUUGGUUCACGACAUGGGCCGGCCGGAAAUACAUGAAACAUCCCGGUCCCAGGACAAAAUGGAGUCUGAUAACUCCUCCCAGAUAAACCCUCCACCCUCCGCAGGUCAGGAAGUAGUGAGGACCCGCCCUGCUGUGGAGGAAAACCGUGGUGUAGUAGACGAGAUGGAGCGUAUGGUUCAUCUGGUGGUUCCUCAGGAUGCAGAAGGCUACAGGGGUAGUCCAGACUCCAGCGACCGAGACAAGGAGCUCAUUGGUGGGCCAGGAGCUGCCGAUGCCUCCCUGGAGGCCUCCGGCUUCUUCGGGACAGACAUGGAGGACAGAGACAGAGGAGAGGAAGGAGGAGAGGACCGUGAGAGGAGAGGGGGAGAGGAGGAGUGGGAGAGAUCCAAGGGAGAGGACAGAGAGAGAGGAGGGGGAGAAGCCAGAGGAGAGGAAGAAGAGAGGGGAGGAGGAACAGACGAUCAAGACCUCCAUGUGUUUGAUGCCAACCACACGACUCCAGAUCUGGAUGCUCUGAUUGGCUACAGUCCAUCCUUUGAGCCCAGCGUCUCCUCCCCAGCUGAGGUGCAUGAUUCUGGGCUACAGGAGCACCGUGCAGCCCCCGUCCUGGAGGUGGAUCCUUUAGAGAGAGAGUUGUGGGAGGCAGAGGGGGAGGAAGGCGGUCAUUCAAGUGGCUACGGAAUCCUUCACUCCUCUAUCAUUACGACUAGUACUACCAUUACAACUUCUACUGCUGCUGCUGCUGCUGCUGCUGGAGUCGCUGCAGGAACAUCCACCCCUGAGACGGACACUGGCACAGACUUUGGGCUGCUGGGAAGUUACACAAAAGUCUCUGCAGAGGAGACAGAGGAUGAAGAGACAGAGAGGGAGGAGGAGGAGGUGGAAGAAACGGGUCUUUCACAAAAAGGCGAUUUUACCCAGAAUCCCACAGCAGCAGAGGUUGGCAUGGCUCCCAGCAGAGAGCCUCUGCAGCCCAGCGUGGAGGAAGAGGAGGAACACCAGUUAAAAGGGGCUAUUCUGCCAGACAGAAGUGAAGAGAUGGAGGAGGAGGAAUGGAGAAAAAUGGACGGUGUCACAGAGCUCCAUGAUGUUGAUGAGAUGGAGGAAGCACGGCAGGUGGUGUGUGUGGAGUGGAGCGAGCUGGUCGGACGUGGGUAUGUUGUCCUCAACAUGACGCAAAACCUAAACUGUGAAGAGUUUCGCAUGGAUCAGGGUGUACGGUUGUUGAAGGUCAUGGAGCGCGUGUUCGCUCGAAGAAUGAACAGCCCUGAGGGAUCAUGGUUAAUCUCUCUCAGCAAACCUACACACCAGCAACACCAGCUGCUGAUGAACGUGGCGUCUGAGCGCGGAGUGAUAGCCACCAAGGAUGUGCUGGGCAUGCUGGGAGAAAUCAGGAAAAAUUUAAAUAAGCUGGGCAUCCAGAACUACAGCUCUGCCAGCAGCUGUCCAUCUCGCCCCAGUCAGACACGCAGCGACUACGGGAAGCUGUUCGUGGUUCUGGUGAUCAUCGGCUCCAUCUGCAUGGUCAUCAUCACAUCUGGAGUCAUUUACAUCUGCUGGCAGCGACGACUGCCUGAUACCAAGACUACAUUUCGCAAUGACGAACUUCACUUUGUGGAGAAUGGUUGCCACGACAACCCAAUGCUGGACGUAACCAAUGACAACCAGUCUGAGAUGCAAGAGAAGAAGCCGAGCACCAAUGGGCUCGCAGGAGGGGGAGGAGGAACGGGAGGAGUAACUGGAGCAGGAAGAGGAGGGGGAGGAGGCGGGGAGGAGAGCAGUCGCUGGCAGGUCUUUGUCAAUCAGGCCGUGACUGAGGAGGAAGAAGAGGAGGAGCAGGACACACAUCUCUGAUGGAGGAAGAGGAAGAGGGGACAGGUUAUGAAGGUCUUUGAUAGACAGGUGAUAAAUGGAGCCUACAGGAAAGAAUAAGAAGAACAUGGAGAGAAAACAGAAGAGCAAUGAGGAGGAUAAAUGGUGGAGAGGAGAGGAGGACGAGACAGAAAAGAAAAGUAGUUGAUAGGAGUUCAAAGAUUUAACGAGUGAGUAAACGAUGUGUUGUCCAGUGAGAGUUAAUGAGGCUCAUCGGAGGUGAGCAGGAGGAGUUACUGACAUCUUCCUGGAUAUUAGACACCAGGGUUUAUUUCAUGCUUCAAAUUUAAAUUCAUAAAAAGAUCAUUAACUUGGUGAUCUCUUCAAAAGUUCUGGGAAGGUUAAGCCUUUCAUAAAGCUGCAUAUCCUUACUUGAUGUUAGAUAAUGUCACCAUCUAGUGAGUGUGCCUUAUGCUUUCAACUUUUUGCACGAAAAAAAAAAUCAUGAUACCAGCGACACAAUCAUAGCAUAGAGCACCUUCCUCCACCGCUAACGUUUGAAUGUAAAGGAGGCUUCAAAGUCUGAAGCGUCCACAGCUGCAGCAGCAUCAUCAUUGGCUAAAACGUAUUUACGGACUCUAAUAUAAUUACUAAUAUUUCCCACCUGAUGUAGGUGUAAUUCUUACGAGAAUCAGUGCUUGAAUGCUGCAGUAAAUGCUAAAGCGCAUUUACUGAAAUAUAUAUAAUAACUACAACUUUCUGAUUUUUGUUUUGCUGCAUUUAUUAAAACUGUACAUGUACUGCUAUUAUUUUAAAUACAAAAUUUGUGAUGAGCCUACAAACAAAAGUGCAGAUGAAACUACUCAAUAGUAUUUAAAGUAUUUCAAAUAUUUAAUGAUUGACACAAUCUACAGUCCAAUGAUAAAGGAUUUUAACACAUUAAGGCCUCUCUCAUGAUAAUAAUCAAGUGACACUUUCACAGAUUCGUUUUUUGCAGGUACUUUUAUUUUUGAUACUUCAACUACAUUUUUCUACAAACACCUCUUUACUUUUUCUUAUUGAUAUUUACUUAACUAUUGUACCAAUAUUUUACAAAUGAUACUUUACACUACACAAUUUAUUUAAAGUUUACAAUUACUGUUAUUAACUGAUCACUCAUAAUUAUUACUAAUAUGUUACAUUCAAAACGUAUGAUGAGCUUAAAGGAGCCCUAUUAUGCUUUUGGGAUUUUCCCUUUCCUUGAGCAAAAUAGUGACAUCACGAUGUAAUAUUCACUCCUAUUGGCUAGCGUUCCAAGAAAUAGUAAGUACAUCUCUAAGCAGUUGACCAAUCACAACAGAGCCAGCCAGCUAACCAAUCAGAGCAGUCUGGGCUCUGGUUUCAGACACAGGGUGAAAAGAGGAGCUCCAGUACAGGCAGUAUGAGAAAAAUAAAGAGCUUUUUGAACAUUAAAGCAUAGAGACAUGUCCCAGUAGAGGAGCAAAAUACAAAUAUGAACCUGAAAUUGCAACAGUAUUUUAAGUAUCGCCAAUACUCUUUUUUUAAAUUAGAAAAGAGUUGUUCAUUUAACAAAAGUCAAAGAAAACAUCUGUGGAUUUAACAUAAAACGUCUAACGCUGACAGUCUCAAAGUAUAUUAGGGAAUAUCUUCAAGUUAUUAAAACUUCAGAGAUGUUCAGUAGUUCAUCCCCAAUGUCUGACCCAGGAGGAAACAGUGACUCCUCCUAGCUUCUCCUCCAAACAGGAUGUACAACCUGUAGCAGCUUUGAGAGUAAGGUUUUGGCACUUUAUCGAUUCCUCUUGGAAAUGGCGACUAUCAUCAAUGAAAUGCUGCAUAAUGUUAAAUGUAUUACAUACAGUGACUGAGAUAUCUCUAUUUUGCUCAUAGGAAUGGGUGUAGCCACUGAGAAUCUUUACUCUUCAAUCAGUCAUGUGACGACUAUGAGUCAUGUUAUCCUUUCUUCCUGUUAGCCUGAUAUGCUUUUUCAAUAGUGCUGCAAUGGCUGCUGUACGCUACAGGCUUUUCCUCGAGGCGAUGACACAUGGGCAACAUUAACAGGCAAACAGCAUGAAAAAAAAAACUAGUAACAGUGUUGAAGUCAAGUAAACAUACCAUAAUCCUGAGUCGAGACCCGAGUUGUUAAUGUUUUAAUGUUAAAUGUUGAAGUUUGAGUCUCUUAAACCAUAUUUAAGUCAAGGAAAGAACACUUAGUAAUCAACACAACAACAGACACCAAACGUGCUUAUAAGCAACCUUAUUGUUCUUACAAACAUUUUUAAAGAAAAGUAUUUUAAAGUAUUUUAAACAUGUCAAGCAAAGGUAAGGAGUCCAGGUUAAGUAUGCCUUGCAACUAAGUCCAAUCUUGCAGGGCAUGGAAGGCAAACUGAAUCUGAAGAUCGAUAAUGAUUUCACAUGUAAAUGACUUUACCAUACUGACAAAAAUGUACUUUGGACUAAUAUUUUUUUCAAUAAAUACAAUCAUGUCUAAAGUUGUGAGCAUGCCUUCGUCACUGCAGUUUGACUGAUACACAUUUAAAUCUAAAUUAUCUCGAAAAUCAUCAAAUGUCUGACUUGUAUGGCACUUCAAAAGUUCUGGGUACUGUUAAUAAAAUGCUGACUAGUUACCAAACAGCACAUACUGUUAUGACACUCAUCAAAUGGGCAGAAAACUGUUUCAUUAACUGAAAUGGAGAGAGACAAUUGAUAGCAUCUAUAUUAACAUCUGUAUUUCUUUUACUUUAGUUUCUGCAGUUGUGACUCUCCAUUCCUGUUACAGGUGUUGCCCAUCUGCAUUUGAUCAAUAUGUUGCCUGUGUUUCAGCUCUUUUACUCUGACUUUUCUCAUUGUAACAAUAUGUAUGGCUUCACUAUAAACUAUGCUGGGUGAUAUGCACUUUGUCAGCUGAGCCCAAUAUAGGGAACGUUCAGGAACUCACAAUUGUCUAUUCUGAAUGACUCCCUGCUACAGAUGAUCUGCUUCUGAGAGCAAAGUGAAGGGAUCUUGUCCUCCACUGGGAAACAGAAUAAAUGAGCAUGUAGCUUUCAGCACUGCAGCGAGCACUAAUAUAACAUACAAAAGAAACAUAACGCUGUAAUUUUUGUUUGCUGAAAAGCCUGAAUAAGAGAGUUUGAACGAGAGAAAUUGUGUUGCUUUUUGCUAUAAGCAAUCAACUUAACGCUUAGCAGAUUCUGAUCACUUGUACCCUACCUUCUAUUUUUUAUAGAUAUUUUUUUUUCAAGACAUAUAUUUCAAAAUGGAGCAACUGUCACAAAGAAUAACCCCCUUGGAUAAAUAAAGUAUUCUGAUUUUGGUUCUGAGGAUUUAAAAUAGUUUUCUCAGAUGUUUUUUUCCUUUACAGAAUCUGAUAGAAAGCCACAUGUGUGUUUGCAUAUGUUAGCAAGUGAAUAGCCAUUCAGUUGUAGCAAGAAACAAUGACCCUUCGUCUGAAUAAAGACAACAACAUUAGUUUCCUGGUCACUUUUGUAACUAGGUUUUUGUCAAACUUUUUGUUGAGUAUUUAAUCAUCCACUCCAAUUUUUUUUAUUUCUGUUAAUUUAUUUUACUUAGGGUUUUAUAUGUAUGUAUGUCUCACUCAUUUGGUUGUCUGUGUAAUAAGUUAAAUGUGAGAAAUAAAGUUUGGAGAAAUUGCGAUUACAUCAUUUCUUGGUCCUGUAACCCUGCACGUUUUGAUUGGUUGAGACUACAAAAUAAAUA
Molecule: messenger RNA, 5968 nt
Organism: Eleginops maclovinus (Patagonian blennie)
Lineage: Eukaryota; Metazoa; Chordata; Actinopteri; Perciformes; Eleginopidae
Gene: podxl2
Product: podocalyxin-like 2
Exons: 13
Coding region: 236-2296 (686 amino acids)
Biological process (GO): leukocyte tethering or rolling
Source: RefSeq, a predicted model, not a curated record